Molecule: messenger RNA, 701 nt
Organism: Larimichthys crocea (large yellow croaker)
Lineage: Eukaryota; Metazoa; Chordata; Actinopteri; Sciaenidae
Product: protein S100-B
Exons: 3
Coding region: 298-600 (100 amino acids)
Biological process (GO): positive regulation of canonical NF-kappaB signal transduction; positive regulation of cell population proliferation
Cellular component (GO): cytoplasm; nucleus
Molecular function (GO): calcium-dependent protein binding; RAGE receptor binding; S100 protein binding
Source: RefSeq, a predicted model, not a curated record
CUGACCACAAGUGGCAGGAAGUUACACUAAUUACCCAGACUCACAGACACACACUUGCUAAAAUGGAGAAACUUGAUCACAGACAAAUGACACAUUUUAAGAGCAAAUGGACUUUGGUCAAGGCUCUAACCACUUGUAUCCAUUAGUCCAUUACGUAGCCCAUAGCAGAUGAGAAGCUUUGUGUUGCUGAUCAAUACAGUUUAGUGUCCACCUGGGCGAGGCAGUCGACACACUGCAAGGAGAAGACAUCAGUCGCAGUUCUUACAGGAUCCUUACAAGACAGAGGAGCUUCUUCAGAUGAAGGCAUCGGAGGAGAAUAUGUCAGAACUGGAGGGCAGCAUGGUCACUAUUAUCCAAGUCUUCCACAAAUACUCGGGUCACAAGUGCAAGCUGAAGAAAGCAGAGCUUAAAGACCUUAUCAACAACGAGAUGAGUCAUUUCAUAAUGAAAAUCCACGAGAACGACACUCUGGAUCAGCUCUUUGCAGACCUCGACCAGAACGGAGACCUGGAGAUCGACUUCAAAGAGUUCAUCGCCCUCAUCGCGAUGGUCACCUCAGCGUGCCACGAGCUCUUCACCCCAAACCCCACUCUACAAUAAUAAUUAGUAUGUAGACCUAUUACUCAUUAAACAUUUGAGCAUCACUGAGUGUCUGAAUUUUUUUUUAAGCGGGCCUGAAUGAUUAGUGCAUAUGAUGACAA